CCCCAUUCCACUACUAUGUCUAACCAAAGAAUGAGAUUUUUGUUGCAUUGGUAACAUGAAUGAAAAAAUGGAUUAUAACCGUAAAUUUAUUGUUUUAUAUUACAUUGGUCGCUCAAUGGAAGGCUGUAGAAUCGGCACAGCCUCCAUCAAGUGGCAGUGGACCACCUAAGGGUGGUGGCUCCACUCCAAACCAAUCCUCUACACCUAAAUCGCAACCUACAACUCAAGCUAAUCAAUCGCAAUCACAAUCAAAUCCAACUAACGCAACAAGUGCUAGUCCUACUCCAGGAACUCAGCCAUCUCAAGCAACACCAAAUCAACCCAAUAGUCAGCCAGCAAAAAAUGCAUCGCAACAUCAAUCAAGUGCAUCUGCAACAACUGAAAAAAAUCAAUCUGAAAUUAAGUCGGAGGAACCAACUGGAACAACUACACAUGAUGUUCCUGCAACUAAAUUAACUGUAACUCUUUUGUCUCCGAUAGGUAGUCCUAGACCAAAGAAGACUCCUGAGGUUUUUGCUGCCGAAGGUCCUAGAGAAGCCGUUCCGGUAAACAUCAAUGGGAUGGCCACUGGAACAACUGACUUCAGAGAGGAUUAUCUGAGAAAUGUUAAAGUAUUUACUCCUAAACCCAAAUUCAUAUUCAACCAAAUUGAUUUUAUAAAAACCGGAAGUAAGUGUUGUGGUGGGAGGUGUUGUGCUUCUGAGAAAGUUAUUUGGGAGGCCAAGGACCAAAGUGAGCAUUUUGAAAAGGUGCUUGUUGAUGGUCUAGGAUCCUUUUCGAGUAUUAGCAAUUUUAGUAUCUAUUUUUGCAAUGGGUCUAUUAAGCAUUUUAAAAAGUCAGGAGGUAAAUGGAAUGAGUCUCCCAGUCUCGUCGACCUUGAUAUCAAGAUUACCAAUAGUAACAUCACAGUUGACUUCUCUAAGAAGGAUAACUGUAGGACAUUCACAACCAAACCUGGUUAUUCAAUCAGAAAAGUUAAGAAGAAAGGCAAACUUAUCUGGGGAUCACAAAAUGAAAAUGCUCUAAAGGUGGUACUCAUUGGUAUCAAGAAAGAGCCCAAGCAUCUUUCCGUACUUUUGGAAAGUGGAGAAGUUGUCUUCCUAUUUAAGGAAGGUAAGGAUGAACCUUGGAAAGAUAUAACCUCUAGCAGGAAUAAGUUAACAGAUCUCAAAAUGUUUUCACUUGACGGGAAGAAACAGAUGGAACUCAACAAAGGUCACUACUCUGUAACCAUCUUCGGUACAUACUAUGGUUAUCUGUUCUAUGAAGGUGUUGGCUGUGUGAAGGUUGUGCAUAAGGACAAGACUAUUUGGGACAAGAGGGAGGAAAAAGAGUUUGGUAAUCUGAAGGGAGUAUUCCUUGAUGUUACUUUGAAUAAGUUCAGUGUAAUGAAUGAUGAUGAUAGAUACUGGUUAUGUGAAGAGGUAAAGAAGAUUAAUCCCGUGAGGCUUGACAUCAAUGAGAAGGCCAGUACUGAAGACUACGAUUACACUGUAGAUCAUCACAGAAAUAUUAACAUAUUUACCACCAAAGGUAAUUCAAUGUUUAACAAGGUCAUCAUCCGUGGUAGUACCACCUGUUGCUGUUGUACUUGUUCCGAAUCUGAAGAUCCUAUCUGGGAAACUAAUGAUCCUACUAAGUAUUCUACCAAGGUUUUCGCUGACGGUAUAGGUGCCUGUAGCAGUACCAAAAAUGUGACCAUAUACUUAUUGAACGGUCAGAUAGAACACUAUGGUAAGAGUGGUAGGAAAAACCCAUGGAAGAUGAUCUCUCACAAAUUAACCCUUGACAUAGGUAAGACCUCGAGUACCAUUGGGUAUGACUUUCAUCAUGAUGGUGAGAAGAGGACUUUCACGGCUAAACCUGGAUUCCUAUUCAGCACAGUCAUUCUUAAAACUUCCUGGAGAUGGCUAGUCUGCGGUUCGAGUUGUUGUAAGUCUGGGUGUCUUGAAGAUCAUAUUUUUUGGGAUGCACCAACUUAUGACCAGUGCUCGACCAAGGUUGUAGUCUAUGGUGUUGAAUCUAAUAUUAAGAAUAUUAACAUAUUCCUUAAUAAUAAUAAGAUCAAACACAUACACAAGGUGAGCGGUUACUGGGUCUCAUCGACAGACAUUGUUCUUGACAUUGAGAAUAAUAAAAAUAAUGACCUUUUCGACUAUAGAUCCACCAGAGGAUUUGGCCACUUCAUUCCUAAAGCCAAUUUGACAAUCGAGAAAAUCAUCAAAACAUACAAAUCUAAUUGCUGUGAUUCUGAGUGUUGUGGCACAAUUAAUGAACUCGAGAUUUGGAAAGCAGAUCCAGGGGAUCAUGGUCUUAGAGCAGUGUUGAUGGGUGCGAAAAAGGAGGAGAAACAUCUUUCCGUACUACUCCAGAGUGGUAAUUAUGUACUUCUUAAGAAGUCUAGUAAGGGUCAACCAUGGGAAGACGUUACUAAUGAUAAACACAAUUUCUCCGGGGUAAAGAUGUUUUCCCUGGAAGAGAGUACCUCAAAGUACCAUGAACUGACCAGGGAAGACUAUGAUCCAAUAGUUUUUGAAUGUAGAUAUGGUUAUGAGCUUAAGGAUGGUGUCAAGUGUGUGAUGAUUACGCAUAUGGAUAUGUUACUUUGGACCCAUACUGAAGAUCCUGAGUUUGGGUACCCUAAGGGUCUGUAUCUGGAUCUUCGCAGAAACAUGUUCAUUGUCACAAGUCUUAAAGAUCAGACAAAGGAAAUAGAUAUGGAUAAACUUACUGUUAAGGCUAAGGUGGCUCCACCCAAACCCACUGAACCCACACCCGUGACUCUUGACAUUGAGAAAACUCAGACCACCACUGAGUAUGAGUACAAGGAUGUGAGUGGAGUCGUCACAUAUACUCCCAAGGCAGGUCGUGUGUUUAGUAAGGUAUCCGAAGACCAGUAUGAAAUUUGGGUAUCAGUUUCAGAUGUUUAUGGUACCCUGGUUAGGACCAAGGUCACAAAGGAUAUUAAUUACCUGGUUAUAUUACUGAACAAUAGGACAUUCAAUUUGUUCCAAGAGGGAGAAAAUGAGUGGAAUGAUAUUACCAAAGAGAGACACGAUGUUAAGAAGCUAAGAUUCCUGGGCGAAAGUGACACAGAGAUCCAGACAUCCCAAUACGAAGUAUCCAUUGUAGACAUGUCAUUUUGUCACACAUUCAAUACUGGUGUCAAAUGUAAGAAAGUGAAACUGGGUGAAGAUGUUGUUUAUAACUAUGAUGAUCAUACGGAUUUUGGAGAUAUAUCGGUAUUUUCAUUGGGUCUUGCAUCAAACAAUUUCUUUAUUAAGAACGCCUCUGGAGAUGUCAAGAAGAUAGAAAAGGAGGUUGAGGAAGAGGCUGAAGAACCUACACCUGAGGCCGCUGAGCCUACACCAACUGCUCCUGAAGAACCUACAACUAAGGCUGCUGAACCUACACCUGAGGUUGAGAAAGAGGAAGAAGAGGCUGAGGAACCUGCACCUGCACCAGAACCAACUGAACCUGAGCCUAAGGAUGUUGUUAAGGAACCUGCUAAACCCGAACCAACUCCUAUUACCAAAGCUCCUGAUGCUAGAUCUGAACCAUUCGUUACUCCUCUAUCGGUCACCAAACCUACACACGUUACACUUGAUAUAGAUGACACUCAGAGUACUAGUGAAUAUACCUAUACUGAUCAAAAUGGAGUUGUUACAUACGUUGUUAAGACAGGAUGUGGAUUUUCUAAGGUUACCCAAGGAUCAACUGUUAUUUGGAAUCUCAAAGAUAUUUGUGGUAAAUUGGUUAGGAUUAAGUUAUUUGGCAACAAUGAAAGAUUUUUGGCCGUUAUACUCUAUGACAAUACAUUCAAUCUUUUCCGGCAGUCAGAAGGUAAGGAGUGGGAGGAUGUCACCUGUCAUAGGUGUGAUGUAACGAAACUCAGGUUCUUCGGUCACAAUGACACGGAAUUGAAGACUGUUGACUUUGCAGUCUCGUUCGUAGACUUCUUUUAUAGUUUUAAUUUCAGACCUAUAUCAAGGUGUCUUAAAGUCAAGUAUGGAGAUAGUGAAGUUUGGAAGUAUACUUUUCUUAGUAAUUUUUCAGAUAUAACGACCUUUUAUUAUGGUAUCAUUUCAGAUCGUUUCUUUCUAAGGAACCGGUUUGGCCAAUUUAUGAAACUGAUGUAUGAUCCUUCAACUCAACCUAGGCGAACACCUGAACAGACUCCUGAACAAGACCCAACAGUGACUCAAGGAUCUGGGACUGGUACCUCUGAACCAGCUGAAUCAGCCACUGAGACUUCGUAG
Messenger RNA from Theileria parva strain Muguga, 4259 nucleotides. RefSeq lists its product as uncharacterized. The record is from RefSeq and is a predicted model, not a curated record. The transcript has a single exon. NCBI's taxonomy places the organism in Eukaryota, Apicomplexa, Aconoidasida, Piroplasmida, Theileriidae. Bases 60 to 4259 code for a protein of 1399 amino acids.